GGCGCCCUUGAGGUGGCCCAUCGCGAUGCCUGUCCAACGUCUAACGGAGUAGAUAUGCAAACAAGUUGGUUUGCUGAGGAGAAAUUUGACGCUCAAGGGAAAGAGAAAAGUACAAAAACCGACGAAGAUGCAAAUCUGUGGUUCCUCAGCAGUCUCAUUCUGUCCCACCUAUUACCUCUUCAGACUUUACUUCCGGCAUCUGAAUCCAAUCUGCGUUGCAAUGAGUCAGAACCCCGACAACACGUUCCUUGCCCUUUCCACUAUUUGCUGCGGAGUGGGCCCUGGCGGGUCCACUUCUAUGGUUGCGAAGGUCUCCCUCGUUGACUAUCGAGGAAGUACUGUUCUUGAUGUAUAUGUGCGUCCGACAAUGCCGGUGACCGACUACAGAACGACCACCACCGGAAUUGAGCAGAAGCACCUGAACUCAGACUCGGCAAUGCCAUUUAACACCGUUCAAUCUAUGAUUGCCGAGCGUAUUAAGGGUAAGGUUCUCGUGGGUCAUUCACUUUGGCAGGAUUUAUCAGUUCUCGGCAUCCCGCAUCCGGCUGUCGCAACAAGGGAUGUAGCAUUAUACAUGCCAUUCAGAAAUGCAGUGCAGUCCCCUAACCAGAUAGUUGGCCUGUCCACUUUGGUGUGGAAUCUAAUGCGCAGACGCAUUCAAUAUGGGAAGCUAGAUUCCAUUGAGAAUGCGAGAGCUGCCCUCGACUUGUAUCGUUCUGACGCCACAGAUUGGGAAGCUUGCAUAGCAAAUUCCAAAUGGCCGUGUGCUCUACCACCCAGCACCUUCUCGAGAUGCUAUCUGUGACUCUAGGACGUCCUUACUAGCUAGAGAGGCACUCUGAACGCUGCAUGCAACUUUUCC
Molecule: messenger RNA, 862 nt
Organism: Fomitiporia mediterranea MF3/22
Lineage: Eukaryota; Fungi; Basidiomycota; Agaricomycetes; Hymenochaetales; Hymenochaetaceae
Exons: 8
Coding region: 128-805 (225 amino acids)
Cellular component (GO): nucleus
Molecular function (GO): exonuclease activity; nucleic acid binding
Source: RefSeq, a predicted model, not a curated record